AUGGCCAUCCUGCGCGAACGUCCGUCUCCAAUAGUGCGCAAGAGUCUCCGGCGGCGAAGGCUCGCCCCGCGUCUAUUGGAUAGCGACUCAGAGGUGUCCCCGCCUAGAAGGUCGCCGACGCCUAGGAGCCCUCGACCCGUGGAGAGAGACGAGUAUUUGGAGAUGUCUAAACCCCGUGAGGAACAGAAUUUCACGGACUACUACGAAGGCCUCGAUGAGUUUGAGCCGCUGCCUGUACUAGUGCAAGAAAGCAGGGCUGACGACGAGUACGAGGAGUAUAGGUUGAAAAGGAAACGGCAGGACCGGGAAAUUCUGAGACGGCUGAAACGACCGUCUUUCAGGAAAAUGCCAGAUCAACACACAGAAGAGGCUCCUGUUGCCAGGAAUAUGCUCCAGUUUGGCUACAAUAGCAACAAGGUUGUGCAGAAAACGACUUUUUGGCGACCAACAGAUCGUGGAGACGGUCUCAUAACGGACAGUCUUACCUUGGACCAGAAAGUGCGUUCUUUGUAUGACAUGGACGAGCAGGAUGCGAGCUAUCUUGAGCAUGUCAAUGCGAGACUUGCCAAGGAAGGCAAGCAUAUUUCCUUGGAGCUUUUUGAGGUGAUUAUGACUUAUUUCGAAAUGGAGUGGUGUUUCAUCGAGAAACUGCUACCACCCAAAAUAAAAAACGAGCAUCAAAAUGAAGAACAAGCUCAGCUCCACGCCCAGCUAUAUGGAUCUGACGACGGAAUAGGAGUGGCCCCAGAGGAAGACCAAUGCUGUGCCGUCUGCAAUAGGAACGAGUGCGACAACUCGAACGCCAUCGUGUUCUGCGACGGCUGCGAUAUAGCUGUCCACCAGGAAUGUUACGGAGUUGCAUUUAUUCCGGAAGGCCCCUGGCUGUGCCGUAAAUGCCUCAUUGCCCGAAAUCAAAGGAGCAGGUGCCUCUUUUGCCCUAGCGUCACAGGCGCGUUCAAGCAGACGGACAACGGCGGAUGGGGCCACGUGAUCUGUACCUUGUGGAUCAACGAACUGUAUUUUGCCAACCCUGUCUACAUGGAGCCGAUCGAGGGGAUCGGCAAUAUUCCCAGGAGCCGCUGGAAGCUCACCUGUUACAUUUGCCGUCAGAAAGUGGGAGCAUGUAUCCAGUGUUGCAAGCCCAGUUGUUCAGUUGCCUACCACGUUACGUGUGCGCGACGCUCAGACUUUUAUAUGGAGAUGAAACAAGGGGUUCAAACGGCUAUCCAUGACAAGAGCACUGUUGUGUCCUACUGCGAUAGACAUUCUCCAAAACAGUGGGACCUCUAUCACGACACAAAGCUAGGGAUCCAGAAAACCAGGCUUUACUACAGCACGGGGAAAAACCGAGACACAGAAAACAAAGUUGUAAUUAGCAAAGCCCAGAAAAAGGAACUGAAGGACACCAAAAACCACUGGUUCAAAUGGAAGACGGCGCGCGGGGCCCCUAUCCUUCCUGUUGUUGUAAUCAAGAAGCUGGAGAAGGUCCUCAAGAGCUACAGAAUUCCGCAGGAUAUUAAUUAUCUAUACGAGUUUGCAAAAUACUGGACUUUGAAACGAGAAGCCACCGGAGGUCCUUUGAUCAGACGUCCGGACUCGGCAAAUCUCGGUGGUCUCACUAACGAGGAGGUUGAUGAGCGUCUUCAGGCUCUGGACCUGAUCAAGCAGGACAUAUCCAAACUGGCAGACAUAUCCUCUCUCUCUGUAAAAAAGGCGAAACUUGAGCUCAAGUCCACUAAUGAAUUGCUAGACCAGAUGGAUAUUUACUAUUUGCCGAUGCAAUAUUUAAUUAAGGAUUUAUUGGAUCAGUUCCUCAAACACGACAGGAACGACGCCAUAAUCUCCACAAAGUUUGAGGAUUCCAACGUGCCUUCUAUCAGGCGAAUAGUGGAGAAAGUCGAGAAUUAUGAAUAUCAGCUAGUUAGCGAGCUUAUUGACGACCUCACCGCAGUGGACAAUUAUGUCAUACAAAAUUUCGACCCGCACACUGCUAUAUACAGGCAUGUUCGCAAUUACUGGCGAAGGCUGAGGUCACAAACCAUAGACAGAGCCCAGAAAGCAGAGCGCGCGUUGCUAAAGGGAAACAGGAAACUGUUUCCAGGUGUGAAGGCAGAGGGACUUGAUUUUCAAGUGAACGGAUGA
Molecule: messenger RNA, 2142 nt
Organism: Ogataea haglerorum
Lineage: Eukaryota; Fungi; Ascomycota; Pichiomycetes; Pichiales; Pichiaceae
Exons: 1
Coding region: 1-2142 (713 amino acids)
Biological process (GO): regulation of transcription by RNA polymerase II
Source: RefSeq, a predicted model, not a curated record